Messenger RNA from Penicillium malachiteum, 4548 nucleotides. Its product is annotated as kinetochore-microtubule binding complex subunit SPC105. The coding region runs from base 1 to 4548 and encodes 1515 amino acids. The transcript has 4 exons. The record is from RefSeq and is a predicted model, not a curated record. NCBI's taxonomy places the organism in Eukaryota, Fungi, Ascomycota, Eurotiomycetes, Eurotiales, Aspergillaceae. Gene Ontology annotation, biological process: protein localization to kinetochore; mitotic spindle assembly checkpoint signaling; mitotic sister chromatid biorientation.
AUGUCUUCUCGAUCCGAUGCUGGCGCAACGCGCCCACGAUCUCGUCGUUCUAUUGCCCAUGUUCCACGAUCAAAGAUGACGUCUGGACUGGAUAAAGAGAAUGCGACAGCAGAUAUUGGGGCUGCGCCACUAUUUGGUGCCGCUUCAAAGUCUUCAACCAAGGACAAGAAGUCCCGAAGUAAAAGUCUAGGUCCUGGUGGCCUGGAUGCUCUGCAGAAUUCAAAUGGCAACCGUCGCAAGUCAACGGCUGCCUUUCCUCUCAAAUCAAUCCUGAAACCCACUGUCCCCGUUUCUCCGGUGCGCAACAUCCCGUCCUUCGAGGAAACUCGUCGCCGUACUCCAGCUCGUGAUGCGACAAAGCAGAAGGACAACAGCGAUACCACUAACCAAGAAGGUCAUCUGGUCAACUUUGAAACCCCACGACAACCCGCAAUGUCAGGAUCAGAGGAUACGUUGAACCCUUUUGACACAUUCAACGCCACCUCGGCGAUCCGGGACGAGAUGGCGGCGACUAAAGAACGAGAUGAUCGAGAACGCCGAGAACGUGAACGCCAAAACAUUCUAGAAAAGCGAGAGGCACGUCGGAAGUCUAUGGCCAACCGCCGCGUUUCGUUUGCCCCAGAAGCUACUCUACAUACCUGGAACGUUGUAGAAAUCCCCGACGAUUCCACGUCAUCAUCAGCAGCGAACUCGACAAGGCGUGCAUCUAGCACCAACCCUCAGAACCAGCCAUCGGCACCCUCCCCAGAGAAAGACGCCCCCUCGUCACCCGAUGGCGAUGCCGAAUCUGACUUCGGGUUCUCGCCAGUUAAACAGCAAGACCUCGAACGUAUGAGGGGUCAACCUGCAUCUGCCGGCGAAACCGAAGGGCCGGCAGACUUGUCAUCUAGUCCUUUCAGUGGGAGCUCGGUUUCUGGAAGUGAAGAUAACAGAGCUCAUGGUUCAAUUGGCGACGAGGAAGAAGGCGAUCACUCUUCCGAGUCUGAUGAUGGAUUCGAUGUUGAAAGCACGGCUAUGAGCCUUGAUGAUGUUACGUCACGUUCUAAUGCAACUAUGCAAUCGGACGCAACUUCUAGCUCUAGCUCAAGUGCAAAGCUCAAUCAGGCGCUGCGCCAAGCUGCCAAAGAAGCUGGGACCCAGCUAGUUGAUGAUGACAAUGAGGAUGUCUCAAUGGAGAUUGCAGAUGACGAGAUUACAGGUGCUUUCAAGCCUUGGAUCAAAAAGGGUCAAAGCUUUGAUUGGGACGACGACAUCAGUGAUCGAAUUAACCAGGAGAAUCUUGAUCCUUCGAGAGGUCAACCAUCUGAUGUUGAUGCCCAGUCAGAUAUCUAUGAUGAAGACGAAGAACUCAGCAUGGAUGUAACGAAUGCUAUUGGACGAAUUUUGGGCAACGGACGUCGGCAAAGCACUGUUCCUCGCAGAUCCUUAGGCCAGGAGACUAAUCACGAUGACCAAACCAUGGAGAUCACUACCAUGGUUGGGGGAAUUGCACAAGGAGACCCUACGACACUCGAAGAUGACGAUAACGACGAUGAAGAGAUGACCAUGGAAUUCACUGCAGCUGUCGGUGGACUUUUGAACAGACCGUCCUACCCGCCUGUAGCAAAUGCUGAACAGCCUGUUUCGUCUACUCCAAAGUCAGAUCGCAUGAAUAUGGAUGACAAUGAAUCCGACGGAGGCAUGGAUAUGGAGAUGACAGGCGCUGUUGGUGGCAUUCUACCGCAGUCCCGAGACAAGAGUCAAGCGAAGGUGCUUAUGGAACUUGAGACUGAGUCGGGGCAACUUGGAAGCUCGCCGUUCCAAGACAACGUACGUCUUUCACCAGCAAAGUCACCAGCAAAGUCUCCCGCGAAGUCUCCACUCUCGCACAUGACCGCCGUGGCCUCUGAGACGGGGAGUCCAAGUCUUGCAAGUGUUCGCGCUCGGCCAUCUCGGCGAAGCUCUAUUGCGGCUGCGUCAAGUACGCCAGGAACUCCAGGAUCUGGGACUCGGAAUCGUUCGCCAUCCAAGAAACCCUUGACUCCUCCUAAGCAAUCUACACCUCAAGCAAAACCUACCACACCGAGUAAAACACCCCCCUCUGCCAAUGUGAGCUUUCGAAGUGCCUCCCCCAAGAAGCUGUUCCAGCCUGAGCUUCAACAGUCAGCAGACAGACGUAUGUCGCUUCGUCGAAGUAUAUUCGAACAGAAUGCAUCUACUGAACAAUCAACCCCUCGCAUCGUUUUACAACCUCGUGAGGCUCGGCGAUCUUCUGGACUUGGAAUCGACAAGGAGGGCCUCGGUUCUCCUCGCGUGGCUGCUAUCUUAGACAGGCGUCCAUCUCUCGGCGAGAAUACACCACAAUUCGUACCCCAAGAACAUGCGCGUGGCGGCGUGCGCUUCGAGGAUCCCCUUAAAAUGCAGGCCGAUGAGGAUCGAGAUCGGGAGCAGGAAGAAUUGAGAGAGGACGGUCACAUACCCGCACUACAAGCUACAGAUGGCGAUGUUACCUCAAACCUAAGAGAUAUGAUCUCUAGCCUAAGCCCUAAGAAGAAGAUUGGCAACCGAAAAAGUCUUCAUGUUGGUGCAGCUCGCGGCAUACUGGGCAAGCGCCCGCUUGAGCUUGAUCUUGAUGAAGAGGAGGCAGAAAGUUCACCUGACCCCAAGAGAUUUCGCGGCCGUGAUGUAAGCCCAGUUAAGGGCGUGAAACUACCAGCACCUAUGGCCAAGGAUGACGGGAUUAGUCGCUCUAUCCGAUCUCCUGUCCGCAGGGCUCGCAGCUCUUCGCCACUUAAAGGAAGUACUACUCCCACUCAAGACAGGCGCACCUCAAAGACAGGCGCGACGCCCUUGAGGGAAGGCAUUGACGCCUUGCAACUUGCUUCUGACUCUCAGCAACCUGAGCAGGAAGACAGGGAAGCCUCCGCUCAAGAUGAAGAAGAGGUAGAAUCAGUGACAGAAGAGGUCGAACCAAUUCAGCUCCAAGACUUCCUGAAUAUGACAAACAUUCAUUUCAUGGAACUGACGACGACGAAGAGGCGACACACAACUGCUCCUGGGAGUGCUACGAAGAGGUUGAUCAGACCUUCGGGGGAGAAUUUGCCGAAGGCAGGAACGACCACAUUUGAUGAUUGUGUGGCUGCCGGAUUCUGCACAGUUCCCAUGCUUGAGCUGUACCAGCAUUCUUGUCGUGAACUAAAGUCCUACAUCUCUGAAGGAAGGCAAGUGAUCCGAUCUAUUGAAGCAGAAACCUACGCCGACAAUCCACCUCUUUUCCGGGAGUAUGUCACUGCGCCAGUAGACAUCCGUGUGAUUAUGGACAAUCAGUUCCGAAACGUCAAGACUCAUGCGCGAUUGCUCAGCAAAGCGACAUGGUAUGAAUGGCGUAUGAAACUCCUUGAGGGUCUCAUGCAAGGCCUUCAUCGUCAUGUGGAUGAAAUGAAAGCCGAUGAUGAGCUGUUAUCUCAGCGCGAGCAAUUGUUGAACACCUAUGUUCCAUCGCUAGUAGAAAAGCAUGCAAUGCUGGAUGAAGAGGCAAACAAUUUGGAGCAAUUGGUGCAAGAGAUGGAGAAUUGUGACCAGAACGAACUCCGGGAGACGCGCCAGAGGUUGUCAGGUGUUGAAGACGAGAUCGAAGCCAAAAAGCGAGAGCUUCAACAUCUGCAGCAUGACUUUCAGGAAAAGACGACCUUAAUUGAGGCUGGUACGAAGAUACGUGAAGAGUGUCUGAGUCAGAUUCAAGAAGCCGAGAAGGUCAAGGAAGAAUGCCGAGGGUGGAGUGCUCGAGAUAUCAGUGAUCUCAAGAAAUCCGUCCACAGCAUCGAGCACCAAACAGGGUGGUCCAUCACUUCUGCCACCCAGUCCGCAGAAGAAACCAGUGGACCAAAUCUUACCAUGUCAUACCGAAGUCAACUGCAGAUCAAGUUCUAUCCUAGCGCAUUCGCGACUAAGAACUCGAACGACAUCGAAAAGGCGAACCUUCCACUCGAGCUGACCUUUGCCAAGAGCAAAGUGAUUUCGCCCAUCGCUUCUUUGGUACUCCAGUCCUUGCAAAAGCACCUCGCUACAAUUCAACAAUCCAAGAUUGCACCCAGGCACCUUCUCCGCUUCAUCUCAACAGCGUGGGACCGCACCCUCGGUCUUGAAAACGAGGCCCGCAUGCUUGAGUUCUGCGGUGUCACUCGUCUCACUCUUUCUGAUCCAAAGGCCGACCUCUCCCUCCGAGCGCGCUGUACCCUUCUAGGCAAUUCCACUCCCUCAUCUAUACCAAGUCGCAAAGGUACAGCAGCGAAGACUGGGGAGACGAAGCGAAUUGAUGUCGACUUUACUGUUCGCACAUGCAUCAAUGUAGACAAGAAUGAUGACACUCAAAAUAUCGGUUCCAUGGACUUUGAUAUCGAUGUUGUUGCGACUAAAGUCUAUGGCUUCGGUUCGCAGAACCAGUCUGGUUUACCUGACAAGGAUAUGCAGAGUAUCCUAGGCAAGGGACUUGAUAGUGCGCGGACUGGAGCCCUCGGAAAUGGAGUUUGGUGCAAGGCAGUUCAGCAGCUGACUGGAUUUGUCUUCUAG